AUGCUAUCACUCCACCACCACCUCCCCGGAACCACCACCAAUGCCAACCUACAAUUCCCUCCAACCACCCAUCUCCGCCAUUCAACCCCAUUCCCGAAAACCCUAACCCUAAUUCCCCCUAAACCCCACCUCCCUCCAUUAACCCCCAAAGCCCUCCUUCAAUGGAACCGCAAACCACAACUCUCCGGCGAAACACCGCGUGUCGUCGUCGUAACAUCCGGCAAAGGAGGCGUCGGUAAAACCACAACAACCGCCAACAUCGGCCUUUCAUUAGCCCGGUUGGGUUUCUCUGUCGUAGCAAUCGACGCCGACGUCGGACUUCGUAACCUAGACCUUCUUCUAGGUCUCGAGAAUCGAGUCAAUUACACCGUUGUCGAAGUUCUCAACGGUGAAUGUCGACUCGAUCAGGCUUUGGUUAGAGAUAAACGUUGGUCCAAUUUUGAACUUCUUUGUAUUUCCAAACCGAGAUCUAAACUCCCUAUUGGGUUUGGUGGAAAAGCCCUAACUUGGUUAGUUGAAGCUUUAAAAGCCCGGGGAGACGGAACCAGUGGAAAUGGAAAUGGUUCCACUGGUUCUCGUAGCCCGGACUUUAUCCUCAUUGAUUGUCCCGCGGGAAUCGAUGCGGGGUUUAUAACCGCUAUCACGCCUGCGAAUGAGGCAGUUUUAAUAACUACGCCUGAUAUAACUGCUCUUAGGGAUGCUGAUAGAGUAACUGGGUUAUUGGAAUGUGAUGGGAUUAGGGAUAUUAAGAUGAUAGUGAAUAGGGUUAGGACUGAUAUGAUUAAAGGCGAAGAUAUGAUGUCGGUUUUGGAUGUUCAAGAAAUGUUGGGGUUGCCUUUACUUGGUGCUAUACCUGAGGAUAGUGAGGUUAUAAGGAGUACUAAUAGAGGGUAUCCUCUUGUUUUGAAUAAGCCUCCUACUUUGGCUGGGUUGGCUUUUGAACAAGCUGCUUGGAGACUUGUUGAGCAGGAUAGUAUGCAAGCUGUUAUGGUUGAGGAAGAGCCUAAAAGAGGGUUUUUCUCAUUUUUUGGUGGUUAA
Molecule: messenger RNA, 1038 nt
Organism: Vicia faba (fava bean)
Lineage: Eukaryota; Viridiplantae; Streptophyta; Magnoliopsida; Fabales; Fabaceae
Source: the annotation of a GenBank genome assembly